Ochlerotatus camptorhynchus is the source of this 1024-nucleotide messenger RNA. RefSeq names its product chitin-binding domain protein cbd-1-like. The record is from RefSeq and is a predicted model, not a curated record. The transcript has a single exon. Gene Ontology annotation, molecular function: chitin binding. The coding region runs from base 16 to 1002 and encodes 328 amino acids. Gene Ontology annotation, cellular component: extracellular region. NCBI's taxonomy places the organism in Eukaryota, Metazoa, Arthropoda, Insecta, Diptera, Culicidae.
AUAAAAAUCCUAACAAUGAACACUUGGCUUGUUAUUGGGACACUGCUUUUUUUGAGCGGAGCUACCCAAGCAGAUUCAGCAACGUUCUGCAAUGACGGCUUUUGCAACCGUCCCAAUUCUACCACCACCCAAAGACCCGGCAAUACAACUACUCCUGCGCCAUCUCGUAACAGAUGCAAUGGAAUGCCCGAUGAAACGCUGUUCCCCUCAAUCACUGAUUGUGCUUAUUUUGUGACGUGUCAGGGUGGAUUAGAAAUGGAACUCGAGUGUCGCCCAGAAGGAACAUUAUUUGAUUACGAGCGUCUAGUCUGUGAUCAUCCAGAGAAUGUCCAAUGUUACGAACACGAUAGGUGCUCCACGGAAGAAGAUGGUCGAAUCCUCCCAUCGAAAAUAUGUUCGAAUUUUUUCAUCUGUCGUAAUGGUGUAAAAAGCGAGGAGAUAACCUGCGUACCCGAUGGCACCCUGUUUGACUACCAACGUGGUGUUUGUGAUCAUCCAUCCAACGUUGUGUGCUGGGGUUCAUCUAGUCCAAAUUUGUGUGCAGGAAAACCGGACGGAGCCUUGGUGCCAUCAGUUGAAUGUUCAAAUUUCUUCGAGUGUAAAGACGGACAGCAUGGCGAAGAAAUAACGUGCCUUCCCGCAGGAACCGUUUUCGACUAUCAACGAGAAGUUUGCGAUUUUCCAGAAAAUGUAGUUUGCUGGACUCCUGGAGGUGAAUCCACUACCGGGGCACCAACCAGACCACCGCGCCCAGAAGAUAUUCCACACGAUAUCUGCCGAGGGGUUGUGAUUGAUGCUAUACCCCAUCCCAGCGAUUGCACCCAAUUUAUUGUAUGCGUUCUUGGGCAACCCACAGUUGAACAGUGUCCACCAAAUUAUAUUUUCUACCCGUUGUUUAGGGUAUGUGGUUACGGAAAUACAGAAACCUGUGAGAUCGAUUCACGUUGGGUGGAGGAGUAUCUUAAAGGGCAGGGCCGCAUAGAGGAUUUUGAGUUAUAUUAGAAAGCGUUAACAUUAUUUCAAA